AAAAUUUUCAAGACCAAGAGUCAAUCGACUUGAAGGUAUCACAUUAGAAACACUACGAACAAAAAUGGCUUGCUUGAAAAUUUUGGCAGUGUUGGCCCUGAUAGCCUUUGCCAAGGCUCAACAGAACCCAAUCGAAAACAUUUUGGGUAAUCUUACAUCGUUGCGCAAUGAGGAAUAUAUCAGUGCCCAUAGACGUCUCUAUGCUUUCAAUAUCUGGUUGUAUGGCCUGGAAAUUAAUGCCUUCAAAGACUCCUUUUUGGCCCGAGUCGAUGCAGUGGAAUUCCAAAAGGAUGCCCUCUUGGGUGAAAUUAUUAUGGCCAAUGAAAAAUGGGAACCUUUGUCGGCUAAGAGCAAUGUCACCAAAGAUUGUGUUGAGCAAAACUCAGACACAAUGCCAACAAAGCAAUGGGCUGAGAAGAAGUUCGAUAAAUGUAUUUCUCAUGCAAAAUCUCGUAUAAAUCGUCUCAUCAUGCCCCUGCAAGUCACCAAUUUUACAUUGGCACAUCACUACAGUCAUGUCUUUGAGAAAGACGUAACACGCUGUGAAAAUAAAUUCAAUGAGACCAUGUUGAAAAAUCAGACAGUGUGUCUUAACAAGGCGGUGGCCGAUGCUAAUGCUUAUACCGCCAAGAAUCAAAAUACAUUCUCUAAGCAAAUGGAGUCGGCUAAAAACUCCUCCACCAUCGACAUUCAAAACCUUCACGAAUGCAUUUUCGAUGUCCACAAUGCCACUUUAACCAAAAUCUCGGAAACCAACCACAACAUUGAAAGCUGCAUUCGUGGCGCUGUCGAUUGCUCCAAAUGCAGUGGUCACUUCUGUGUAGAUGUCUACCCAAUGGCCUCAUCCUCCAUAGAUUUUGAAAGCACAACCAUGAACAAUCCAUUCUAUGGACGCAACGACACUAGUGGCUGUUUGAUUUUGAAUAUUUUCUAAGCUCUCAAAAUCAAAAUUAAUAAUUAAACAAAAAUUACUUUGCUGUGUGUUAACUUUUAAAAAUUUAUUUUUUAUGCUCUCAUUAACUUUAAAAAAAUUCUUUAAAUAAAUUUCGCUUUGAUAUUCCUUUAA
Molecule: messenger RNA, 1066 nt
Organism: Stomoxys calcitrans (stable fly)
Lineage: Eukaryota; Metazoa; Arthropoda; Insecta; Diptera; Muscidae
Exons: 3
Coding region: 65-934 (289 amino acids)
Source: RefSeq, a predicted model, not a curated record